This is a messenger RNA of Spinacia oleracea (spinach), 453 nucleotides long. RefSeq lists its product as uncharacterized. The transcript is spliced from 2 exons. NCBI's taxonomy places the organism in Eukaryota, Viridiplantae, Streptophyta, Magnoliopsida, Caryophyllales, Amaranthaceae. The record is from RefSeq and is a predicted model, not a curated record. Gene Ontology annotation, molecular function: nucleic acid binding; RNA-DNA hybrid ribonuclease activity. Bases 1 to 453 code for a protein of 150 amino acids.
AUGGAUACAGAUGCGGGUAUUGCAGGUAUUGUCAGGGAUCACAUUGGAAAUUGGGUGUUGGGCUUCCAACAAAAAUGCUACGCACAAUCAGUUCUAAUGAGAGAGCUACAAGCUAUUUGUAUAGGUCUGCAGAUCAUCAAGGAGAGGAGUUGGACUCGAGUCAUUGUGAACUCGGAUUCCCAGCAAGCUAUUAACAGAAUUCUACACGUGGAGAAUAUCAAGGAUGCUAAUUUUUUUAUUGUAAAAAAAUGCAGGGGUCUUUGUAUGAGGAGGAAUGAGAUCAGGCUGGAGUACGAAGCUAGGGAGACUAAUAGAGUUGCUAAUAGAUUAGCAAAGUUGUGUAGAACUGAUGUUAUAAACAAAGUAGCAGAUGCUCUUGGAAGGAAUGGGAGGAGUAAUUCUUUUGAUGUUAAUGUAGCUAGUUAUUUGCCUAUUCUCCUAGUUACUGUUUGA